Messenger RNA from Rosa rugosa (rugosa rose), 845 nucleotides. Its product is annotated as protein CutA, chloroplastic. Gene Ontology annotation, molecular function: copper ion binding. The coding region runs from base 35 to 589 and encodes 184 amino acids. The transcript has 6 exons. The record is from RefSeq and is a predicted model, not a curated record. Gene Ontology annotation, biological process: response to metal ion. Lineage: Eukaryota; Viridiplantae; Streptophyta; Magnoliopsida; Rosales; Rosaceae.
AAAAUAUUAGAAACACAGCUGCUGCUUCUCACAAAUGGCUUCCACUUCCACACUCUUCUGCAGAGCCAAAGCAAUACUUCCCUUCUCCUCCACGCUACGACGUCGUUUGCCUCUCGUCGGAGCAAUCUGCGUACUCGGCUUCGGCCUCCCCAAUCUCUUCUCCGCCGCCUGCAGAACCCGCUGCGCUCAGUCUCUCCCUUUUGCCCCUCUCUUGAGAUCAAAAUUCAGUAGCCAAGCAAAGGCAAUGGAAGGGACUCAAGGCAGCAGCACUGUACCAAGCAUUGUUGUUUAUGUCACUGUACCCAACAAAGAAGUAGGAAAGAAGUUAGCUGAAAGCUUGGUCAGAGAAAAACUUGCAGCAUGUGUUAACAUAGUACCAGGCAUUCAGUCCAUCUAUCAGUGGGAAGGUGAGGUUCAGACAGAUUCAGAGGAGCUUCUUAUAAUCAAGACCAGGCAAUCCCUUUUUGAAGCUCUAACAGAGCAUGUCAAGACAAACCAUCCAUAUGAUGUCCCAGAAGUUAUUGCCUUGCCCAUCAACGCGGGCAGUCUCAACUACUUAGAAUGGAUCAAGAACAGCACAAAGGACUGACUUAAAGGCUUAAAGCUCAUUUUAAGGGUUCAAGUAUCUAUAGAACCAUUUGAGCAUGUCUUGAAGUGGCAAGCAUAUGGUCCAUAAGUCUGUGUAUGCCCAAGCAUUCCAAAUAAACAUUUCUUAAUGUUGGUUGCUAUAGUAAUUGUGAACCUCUAAUGGUGUGUGGGUUUCCUGUUGGUUACUUUGCAAGGUAAUGUAUGCACUUAUUCUAGUAAAAGCAUAAAUAUAUGCCCUGUUAUGCAAUUAUACUUUA